This is a messenger RNA of Labrus bergylta (ballan wrasse), 1971 nucleotides long. The record is from RefSeq and is a predicted model, not a curated record. Lineage: Eukaryota; Metazoa; Chordata; Actinopteri; Labriformes; Labridae.
CUCGUCUGACUACGCCAUUUAAAGUACUGCUUCCCUUCUCGAGGGCAACGUCUGAAGAGCGACCGUUUACCGGACAGAGUUCGUUGGAUAUUUCCCGUUGAACCGCUGUGAAUACAGAGCAGCAGCAGUAUGGCAGAUGACCUGGACAUCGAGGCGAUGCUGGAGGCUCCGUACAGGAAGGAGGACACCAAGAGCCACAGUCCCAAUGGACAGGAGGACCGCAGCAAGAGGAAGAAACGCAGCCGCAGCCGUGACAGGAGACGCAGCAAAAGUCGAGAAAGGAAGAAGAGCCGGAGUCGCGAGCGGAAACGCAGCCGCAGCAGAGACAAGCGAAGGAGUCGCAGCAGAGAGCGACACGGCAGCAGAGAGAGGGGCGGGCGCUACAGAGACCACCACAAACACCGUCGACGUUCAAAGAGUAAGAGUCCCUUGAAGAAGGAGAAGAGUCCCAUCAGACUGCCGAUAGACAACCUGUCUCCAGAGGAGCGUGAUGCUCGGACGGUGUUUUGCAUGCAGCUGGCAGCCAGGAUACGACCUCGAGACCUGGAGGACUUCUUCUCUGCUGUGGGGAAGGUUCGAGAUGUGCGGAUGAUCUCCGACAGGAACUCCCGCAGGUCAAAGGGCAUCGCCUACAUCGAGUUUAUGGAGGCUACCUCCGUUCCUCUGGCCAUCGGGCUGACGGGGCAAAGGCUGCUGGGAGUUCCGAUCAUUGUACAGGCCUCGCAGGCAGAGAAGAACCGAGCGGCAGCUGCAGCCAACAACUUGCAGAAAGGAUCUUUGGGACCGAUGAGGCUCUACGUCGGCUCGCUGCACUUCAACAUCACAGAGGAGAUGCUGAGAGGAAUCUUUGAGCCGUUUGGACGGAUUGAGAGCAUCCAGCUGAUGAUGGACAGUGAGACAGGACGCUCCAAAGGCUACGGCUUCAUCACUUUUUCUGAUGCAGAGUGUGCUAAGAAAGCUCUGGAUCAGCUGAACGGCUUCGAGCUGGCGGGUCGACCGAUGAAGGUGGGUCAUGUGACGGAGCGGACCGACGCCUCCACAGCUUCCUCUUUCCUCGACAACGACGAGCUCGAACGCACCGGCAUCGACCUCGGGACCACAGGCCGACUGCAGCUGAUGGCCCGACUCGCAGAGGGUACAGGUCUACAGAUCCCUCCUGCUGCUCAGCAGGCUCUGCAGAUGAGUGGAGCGAUCGCUUUAGGAGCCAUGGCUGCUGUUUCAGCUGCCAUGAAUCCAGCUCUCAACAUGAACUCCAUGAACUCCAUGAACUCUGGUGCUAUGAAUCUUCCCUCUCAGCCGCUCGCCACACACUGCUUCCAGCUGUCGAACAUGUUCAACCCCCACAGUGAGGAGGCUCCUGGCUGGGACACGGACAUCCAGCAUGAUGUCAUCGAGGAGUGUAACAAACAUGGAGGAGUCGUUCACAUCUACGUCGACAGGAACUCUGCUGAGGGGAAUGUUUACGUCAAGUGUCCGUCCAUCCCGGCUGCAAUGGCCGCCGUCAACUCUCUACACGGAAGAUACUUUGCUGGUAAAAUGAUCACAGCGGCGUACGUUCCUCUGCCCACCUAUCAUAACCUGUUCCCAGAAGCCGCCACCUCUAUCCAGCUGCUGGCCCCGCCCCCGAGACGAUGACUCAACAACACUGCCCUCUGAUUGGACACUGAGCCUCUUUUUUAAUCCUCCCCUCCAAUUGGUCGACAGACUUGUCAGUUUCACUUUGGGCUCUCCGGUGUCAGAACAGCGUGGGAUGAUGUUUGUUUUUCCAUUCUGUUUGCUUCCUAAUGUUCGUUCUAAAUACCAUUUCUGGACGUGGCCUGUUUUCAGUAUCGUCCAAUGAUUGAGCUCCGUGAGCUGUGAUGAGGCCGGCCAAUGAUGGCGGUGGAUUCAGCUGAUUGGUUGGUAUUACAAUGUUUUCUAAUCAAGAGUUUGAUUUUGUAAAGUCGUUGAUUAAAUUUUAUUUUGAAGUCA